Molecule: messenger RNA, 3770 nt
Organism: Musa acuminata subsp. malaccensis (wild Malaysian banana)
Lineage: Eukaryota; Viridiplantae; Streptophyta; Magnoliopsida; Zingiberales; Musaceae
Product: LRR receptor-like serine/threonine-protein kinase RPK2
Biological process (GO): protein phosphorylation
Molecular function (GO): protein kinase activity; protein binding; ATP binding
Source: RefSeq, a predicted model, not a curated record
ACGACGAAGAAGCGCUCUCCCAAAAAAGUCCCUUUCGUUCUAGAAAAUUACAUUUUUAGUCUCCGUCGUCUCUCACUCUUCACCUUUUCUCUCUCCCUCGAUAACCAGGGCUGGGGUUUCUUUUUCCGUCCUAACGUUGGCGUAGGGGCUCCGAUUCCCCUUAGGAUGCGCCGGACGGUGGCGAUGCCACGCCGCCGGUUUCCUCCUACCUCCCUAGUCCGUGUCUUCCUCCUCAUAAUCCCAUUCGCCGCCGCCGCCGCCUCCGCCGUCGUUUCUUCGUCCUCACUUGAUGCCGCUUCCCGCUCGGCCGAGAGGGUUGCCCUCCUUCAGUUCAAGGCCUCUGUCGUCUCCGACCCCGCCGGUCUCCUCGCCCUCUGGUCCAACGCAACCGGCUCCGACCACUGUGUCUGGCCCGGCGUCUCCUGCGACGCGAGAUCGAGGGUCGUGGCCCUCAACAUCUCCACCGAUGUUGGUCGUUUCCCUUCGUCCUGCUCUAGGUCCGGUCCGUUCUGGCGGCGCUGCCCGGAUUCCUGCAGGCGGUUGUCCGGAAAGCUGAGCCCCGGCAUUGGAGCGCUUGUGGAGCUUAAAGUCCUCUCCUUUCCGUUCCAUGCCUUCGGUGGCGAGAUCCCUAGUGAGAUCUGGGGAUUGGAGAAGCUCGAGGUGGUCGAUUUUGAAGCCAACCUGCUCUCCGGCUUUCUCCCAUCGAAUUUACCACGUAGUUUAAGAGUGCUGAACCUGGCUUCGAAUCUGAUCCGUGGUGAGAUCCCACUGUCUCUUUCUAGUUAUGUUCGUUUGGAAACCCUGCACCUCUCCGGCAACCAACUCAAUGGCACAAUCCCUGGUUUCGUUGGCGAUUUUCUUAACCUCAGAGAACUAUAUCUAUCUUCGAAUCAGCUCAGUGGUUCGAUUCCAGAUGAGCUGGGAGAUGGUUGCCGGAGUUUGCAGCAUUUGGACCUGUCCGGUAACAUUCUGGUCGGUAGCAUUCCGCGUAGCUUGGGAGAUUGCAGUGAGCUCCGCUCACUCAUACUAUCAUCUAAUCUGUUGGAUGAUGUUAUUCCUCCAGAGUUGGGCCGGUUGAGAAAGCUCCAAGUUUUAGAUGUUUCGAGGAACUGUCUGAGUGGCCCUGUGCCUGCUGAACUUGGAGGGUGCUUUGAGUUAUCUGUUAUCGUUCUUUCAAACCCGUACAAUCCAACAAUUCUUUCUGUUAAUUCAAGCAAUGUUGACGCUGAUGAGUUCAAUUAUUUCCAAGGUAGGAUCAAUGAGAAUAUCACAGCCCUGCCAAAUCUUAGAGUGCUAUGGGCACCGAAGGCGAUGCUACAAGGGGAGAUUCCAAGCAGUUGGGGUACUUGCGAGAGCUUAAAAAUUGUUAAUCUAGGGGAAAAUCUCUUCACUGGGGGUAUUCCCAAAGCAUUUGGUCAGUGCCAGAAUCUUAAAUUUCUUAACUUGAGCUCAAACAAGUUGACAGGUUGGCUGGAUCAGGAUCUUCCUGUCCCUUGUAUGGAUGUUUUUGAUCUUAGUGGUAAUCGUCUGUCUGGUUCCAUCCCAAGCUUUAACUUGAAAUCUUGCCCUUCAUCAAAGUUGCUGCUAGAUGACCUAGGAUCUGGGUAUUCUUCAUUCUUUUCAUAUACAACACUGGCUGCAAUCUCAUUGGAUAUGUAUGAUUUUGGUGAUGAUAUUACAGUUUUCCAUAACUUUGGACAAAAUAAGUUCACUGGCGUCCUACCAUCUUUACCACUUUCAACUGAUAGAUAUGGGAAGGAGGUUGUCUAUGCUUUCCUCGCUAAUGGUAAUAAUCUUGUUGGGCCAUUAAGUGAUGUCAUAUUUAAUAAGUGCAAUGAGGUCAAAGCGUUCAUCGUCAACUUAAGUAAUAACUGGAUUUCUGGACAAUUUCCAACAGAAGUUGGUGCCAUGUGCCUGCCUCUUGUGGUUUUCAAUGUUUCUCGUAAUAAUAUUACUGGAGUGAUUCCUCAAGGUUUUGGAUUCUUGGAAGGCAUUAUCAGUUUAGAUUUCAGCAGAAACCAUCUUGAAGGUGAGAUUCCUGCAAAGUUUGAGAAUUUGAAGCAUCUGCAGUAUCUCUCACUGGGAAAGAAUAAUCUUAAAGGCAACAUUCCUGCUGGUUUCGGUCAAUUGCAUCAUCUUAAGUAUUUUGAUCUUUCUUCCAAUUAUCUUUCAGGGAAAAUUCCCACUGACCUUGUCGACCUGAAAAAUCUUACUAUUCUUCUUCUCGACAACAAUAAUCUUUCUGGAACAAUUCCUUUGAAUUUAGCUAGAAUGACAUCUUUAACAAAGUUUAAUGUGUCAUUCAAUAACUUGUCUGGGCCAUUACCAAUGAACGCCAGUAUGUUGACAUGUGAUAGUGUUCUUGGAAACCCUUUGAUCCACUCUUGUCCUGUAAAUACUGUAUCUGUCCCAUCACUUUCUGGCCGGCAAGGGCGCAGCACACAGGAUUACACUGGUUCUUCACCUAUAAGGCCAACAAAUGAUAGUAACAAUACUGGUUUCAGUACUGUAGAAAUUGCUUCAAUAGCAUCAGCAGCAGCCGUCGUUUCUGUUCUUUUAGCUUUAAUUGUCCUCUACAUAUACACAAGAAAAUGUGCACCAAGAUUUGCAGCCCAGUCUUCAAGAAGAAGAGAGGUUACACUUUUCACAGAUAUUGGAGCACCAGUUACUUUUGAGAGUGUUGUUCGAGCCACUGGCAACUUUAAUGCAAGCAAUUGCGUCGGACAUGGAGGCUUUGGAGCAACUUACAAGGCUGAAAUUUCACCUGGAGUAUUAGUGGCCAUAAAAAGACUUUCUCUAGGAAGAUUUCAAGGAGUACAACAAUUCCAUGCAGAGAUUAAAACACUUGGGAGAUUGCGCCACCCAAAUCUUGUUACUUUGAUAGGGUAUCAUCUUAGUGAGGAGGAAAUGUUUCUCAUUUAUAACUACCUUUCAGGAGGAAAUCUUGAGAGGUUUAUACAGGAAAGGCACAAAAGAGCUGUUGAUUGGAGGGUACUCCAUAGAAUUGCUAUGGAUAUUGCAUGUGCACUUGCUUACCUGCAUGACCAUUGUGUGCCCCGUAUCCUCCACCGGGAUGUUAAACCAAGCAACAUUUUGUUGGACAAUUACAAAGCUUAUCUCUCUGAUUUUGGAUUGGCAAGGCUUCUAGGCAACUCAGAAACACAUGCAACUACCGGUGUAGCUGGAACUUUUGGUUAUGUUGCUCCAGAGUAUGCAAUGACUUGUCGUGUUUCUGAUAAGGCUGAUGUAUACAGCUACGGCGUGGUACUGAUGGAGUUGAUAUCAGACAAAAAAGCAUUGGAUCCUUCAUUUUCUCCAUACGGAAAUGGCUUUAAUAUUGUUGCUUGGGCUUGCAUGCUACUCCGCCAGGGGCGGGCCCGUGAAUUCUUCAUGGAAGGGCUGUGGGAUGUUGGGCCUCAUGAUGCUUUGGUGAACACGUUGCAUUUAGCUGUCAGGUGUACAGUUGAUUCACUUUCUAUCAGACCGACUAUGAAGCAAGUUGUUCAACAGCUAAAGCAACUUCAGCCUCCUACUUGCUAGCACCAAUAUUAGCUGCAUGAUUAACCCAUUCAGUAUUGGUUGUAAUUUCGACUUUAAGUGGUCCAUUUUUUUUAUCACCUUCAAGAAGAAGCUAAGUUGUAGCUGUUGCCAGUGAAUUAUAAAAUUUUUUAGUCCUUUCUCAGAGGCUCACUGAUAUAUCUGCAAAGGAAACAAGAAAAGGUCAGUUGUAUAUUAACCAGAUUAAUUGAGAGAGAAUUUUCAUAGACUUC